This is a messenger RNA of Boleophthalmus pectinirostris (great blue-spotted mudskipper), 1441 nucleotides long. It is a transcript of the gene bcl2l10, whose product is annotated as BCL2 like 10. The coding region runs from base 41 to 661 and encodes 206 amino acids. The transcript is spliced from 3 exons. Gene Ontology annotation, biological process: regulation of apoptotic process; extrinsic apoptotic signaling pathway in absence of ligand; intrinsic apoptotic signaling pathway in response to DNA damage. Gene Ontology annotation, molecular function: protein homodimerization activity; protein heterodimerization activity. The record is from RefSeq and is a predicted model, not a curated record. Lineage: Eukaryota; Metazoa; Chordata; Actinopteri; Gobiiformes; Gobiidae. Gene Ontology annotation, cellular component: mitochondrial outer membrane.
GACACGCGCUGAAUGAACCGACGUCUCCUUCCGCCGUCCAAUGUGCAGAGAGCAGCCUGAUAUCGCUGGGAGGAAAAUGUCGUGUGGGCUGUGGAAAGAGACCUUGGCCCUGGCUGAGGACUACCUGAGCCUGUGCUGCAGCGGCCCACAGGCAGCCCCUCCACCUCCCAGCGGGUCAGCCGCUGCCCUGAGGCGCCUGGGCCAGGACAUGGAGGCCCAACACAAGGCACGCUUCCACUCUUUGAGCCACACCUUCCUCAAGCAGUGUGGGCCGGACCCCUGCUCCAGUUUCCGGAAGGUCAUGGAGGAGCUGGUGGGAGAUGGACACUUAAACUGGGGAAGGGUUGUGUCCCUUUUCACCUUUGCAGGGGUGCUGGCCAGACACAUACAAGAGCAGAAGAGUAGCAGACCAGGGCUGGACCCUGGACAAGUGCAAGGCUUGGGACAGGUGCCCGAAGACUGCAGACGGCUGGCACAAACUAUAGCUGAUUACCUGGGGGAAGAGAAGAGGGACUGGCUGUUGGAAAAUGGAGGUUGGGGGGGUUUCUGUGAGUUCUCCUGCCAUGCCCGGAAGGUGGACCAGGACUCAUCGAUGAAGACCGCUCUGUUUGCUGCUGCUGGGGUGGGUCUAGCUGGGCUAACCUUUCUCUUGGUGCGCUAGCUGCCCACUCUGAAACCACUCAACUAAACACUCUGAUGUUCUCAUUUGAUUUGGCACAAUUGGGUACAAGUUUAAAACCGCAAAGAUGAUGGGAGACACGUUUAUAAUGUUGUAAUUUCAGGGUUGAGAUAUCCUGUCAACUGAAUGUUUGCACAACCUUUGACUCUAAAUGCAUUACAUACGGGCGCAAGUCGCUUUCUCCUAAAGAUUGUAAAAAAGUCAUUGCCUUCAAGUGUAGGAGCAAGUGAUGUGAGGUGCAUAUCGCAGACUGAACUAAAGCACAGGCUGAACUUGGUUUGUCAGUGUGUAAUUUCAGUUGUGCAGCUAAAAGGAACAUUUUGGUUAAUCUUAAGCUUUUAACUUGAUUUCAAAUUUGACAGCUGCCUUUUUUCAUGUGUUUACUCAAUUUGUGUAUGUGCAUUAGAGCCAUCUAAAUGUACUAUGUAUAAAUUAAUAUAUUAUAUUUAUAUCGACUGUAAAGCAGUGGCCCUGAGCUUUUCUUCCAUGUAUGUUAUUUAAAUACAUUCAUGUGUUUUGUUUUCAUCAUUUAAACAGAUGUGGAGCAUUAAUGGCUGCCCAACGGUGCUAUAGCCUAUUAAGUAAGAUGCUACAGAUCAUGAUUCACCAAAACAGGGACCAAUUUGCAUCUGGGGCUACUAUUUAGGGCAGAAACACUGCAGUGACAUUUUCUCCUCAUGACUCUUAUACAGUAGCUAAUAUUUUUACAUUCUUGCUGUAUUUAUUUGUCACCUUUUGUAAUAAAAUCAUUCAAUCUAAAAA